AUGGAUCUGUUCAAAGUGAGGAAGUUUAGAAGAGCCCACAAGCCAGAGCCGGAGAAGGAAUCAGAAGGCAAGCCUGUUCCUAGCCCUGAAGAGCCAAAGAAAGACAUCAAUGGUGGCGGUGGUGGUGAGGAUUUGAGUAAAACCAACAACAAAUCGGUGGAUGUGGUAGCAGAAGCCGAGGAUGACGAGGACGAUGACUUCAUAACCAAUGAGGUGAAGAGAAGGUUAAAAGAGUUGAGGAGGAACAGCUUUAUGGUGUUGAUCCCUGAAGAAGAGUCUUUAGCUGAACAAGAAGAAGAAGAAGAAGAUGACGGUGGUGGAGAAGCAAGGGAGGCAAUCUGUGGGGAAUGGAGGGAUGUUGAAGCUGAAGGACGGCAAUGGUGGGGUGGGUUUGAUGUUGUUUAUGAUAAGUACUGCGACAGAAUGCUCUUCUUUGACCGAUUGAGCCUUCUCCAGCUCAAUGAAAAUGGCUGCUGCCAAAUGCCAACUACUCCGUCUCCAAAAUCAUCAUCGAAGAAGUUACCAUCCCCCUUCCGUUGCCUAUCAUUGAAGAAAUUCGACGAGCACGAAGAUGAAACGGAGCAUCUACAGCAGCCACAGAACGACCCGUACCAAGAUCUGGAAACUGCAUAUGUAGCUCAGAUGUGCUUGACUUGGGAAGCACUUCACUGCCAGUACACUCAACUCAGCCAGAGGAUUUCAUGCCAACCCGAAAACCCCACUUCUUACAACCACAGUGCUCAGCAGUUUCAGCAGUUCCAAGUUCUGUUGCAACGGUUUAUCGAGAACGAGCCCUUUGAGCAAGGUCUCCGAGCAGAAGUGUUUGCACGUUCAAGGAGGGUUUUGCCUAGACUGCUCCAAGCUCCAAAUGUGAAAGGCAAGUCCCAUUUUUAUGGUAAAGAUGCACAAGAGCUGGAGCUGGAUUCGGAUUCUGUGGUGCAUGCGCAAGAUCUCAUUCGAGUUAUUGAGAGUUCGAUUCUAACAUUCCACCUUUUUGUCAAGAUGGACAAGAAGAAGUCAAACACUGGCAUCACAUUGUUUGGAAAUCAGAAUCAGAUUGCAACCCCGCUUCAAAUGAUCCAGUCUUUGAUUGACAAGAAGAAGAUGAGACUGAAGGAACUAUGCAGGAAGAGUAAAGGAUGGAAGAAGAAAACAUGGCCUCAAUCGUACGAGGAUGUUCAGCUGUUGUUUGGCCUCGUUGACAUCAAAAUCGUGUCCAGGGUGCUUAGGAUGAUCAGGAUCAGCAAAGAACAGUUGAUUUGGUGCGAGGAUAAGAUGAAGAAACUGAAUUUAGCAGGUAGUAAGCUGCAGAGAGAUCCAUCUCCAAUCCUUUUCCCAUGUUAGUACUAGCUUACUAUGUUAAGUGCCACAUUGAGGAAAUGUAGUGUAGGCCAGGAGAACGGGGUUUCGUUUUGGAAUGGUUAGCUGCUAGCUGCGGUUGAAGGCUGCAAAUCUUUCAUGUAAUGUGAAACGCUAAAUAGAAGACGCAUCAAGCAUGUGUUGGAUAGGAAGUG
Linum tenue is the source of this 1514-nucleotide messenger RNA. The record is from the annotation of a GenBank genome assembly. Lineage: Eukaryota; Viridiplantae; Streptophyta; Magnoliopsida; Malpighiales; Linaceae.